UUUAACGCGGUUGACCAUACUGAUUCAAUGUCCGACGAUCCUGACGAUCCAAAUUAUUUAACGAAUAUCCCUAAUACUGAUAGUUUAGCUGACCCGAUUAAUUUAUCAUACACUGGCGGUACUACCUCUUCAACGAAUUUUGUUACUGAUGACCUAAUAAAUAAUUUUGAUUUUGAUGGUCCUUCCGACUCGAUGAAUUUAUCUUACAAUAGUGGAUUUGUCGGUUCAACGAACAUUACCAGUUCUGGUGAUUUAUCAUGCUCAACAAAAUUCCCUAAUGCCAAGUACCGUGCCAACUCUUCGAAUAUGCCAGCAGUUCCUGAAGUAUCCAUUAUCGUUGACAACGACAUUGAUUCAAUAGGUGCUCAAUCAGACGAUUCUGUCUCAGAUGAUGAGUUUAUGCCGUUCAAUGAACAUGAAGCUAAAGAUUGUCUUGUGGUAAUUAAACCUAAUCCUCUCAUCUCAUCAAAUAAGGCUGCAGCUAGCUCGUCUUCAAAUACGCGCGGUUAUAGCAAUAAAACAUCGGCAGUAAAUUUUACACCGAUACGACAGCUCCCAUCAAGUGCACCAUCAUCAUACGCAUCACAACAUUCAAUAGCACCCGAUGUUUCUUGCACGAGCACUUUACCUCAAAAAGAGAGUAGUAAUUCGGUUAUAGGCUCAGUAAAUCAAAGAAUGGAAUCAAUGUGGUCCUCAGCUAUUAUUAAUUCAAAGGGUGACUCAACCAGAUCAUCCUUUACAAGAACAAUUUCUCAACCAUAUAUUUUCCGAACGAUGAUUACUACAACUUGUCAGCACAACGGUGCAAACCGUUCAUCAUCAGCAGCACGACCAACUUCCAAUACGGCUGCUAAUAUAUCAACGGUAGGCGUGAAUCCGAUACCAGAUUCUUUCGUCAAAUCACCGGUUGAUCCUCCGUCUAACUUUUCGGUUGGUGAUUCCUCGUGCGACCACAAAUCUGGAGACGAAACACAAAUUACGGGAGGUCAUACCUAUAGUAAUUCUACAUAUUCGUAUGGUUCCUCAAAUAUUGACACACAUCAGUUUACAUCGAAUCAAGAUAGUUCAUGGGGAGGGGUUGAUGUAGCCGCGACACCAGAGAUUAGGGUUGUUUCGUGGAUCUCAACUAUCCGAAGAAGUAAUAAUACGCCAGCCAACACCACGUAUUUCAGUCAAAACCUUUCGUUACCGUCAAAUUAUUGUAGAACCGAUAGUUCUCGAUCUGCCUCCACAAGCAACGAGAGAAUGUCAAUCGCUUACCUUUGUGGCAAUGAGGUACUCGAUGUAAAUAUUACGAGAGCUCCCUCGCAUCUAUCUUCAUCUCAUGAAAUCACCCGGCGUUGUCGUAUCUGUCGUGAAAAAUAUAAAACCAAGAUGCCUGACAUUAACAAGAGAUGCGCAAGAUGCACGCGACACUAUGAUUUAUUUAAAAUUGAAUGGCCUUUGCGUAAACUUCCGCCUCAGAAAGGGAAAGCUAAGGACAAUAAGAAUGGUAAAACUCGAACGGAAUCGAUAAAUUUGAAUCGAGUACAAAAAAACGGAACCUCGAGCAAUAAAGCAAAGGGGAAACAACCAUCAAAACCGAGAUCACGCAGUCGAGCAGCCGCCGAGAAUUCCUUUCCUGAACCGUCUGGCGAGUGGGCACCGCAUCCCCACCAAGAUUACACCGUGAUAACAAAACGGUACAACAAAUACGUAGAUAAUGUUUGCAUCCCCAGUGCCGCCUACGAAUACGAAUGGCGGGGCGAGACCAUCCGAUGGGACGCGAACACUGGGUACGUCCACAUGAAUCCUCUGAAACGUCUCUUUGAUAAUCCAAGCCUACGCUUGGAGAAACUCCGUUGCUUCCGGCCUGAUUGGAAUAGUGAGAAACUUGUGAUUGUCGGAGGAAAUAUUAAGUACCAGGGUACAUGGUAUCCUUUCGAUCAUGCCAAGCGAGUCGUUGAAGAAGUCGUUGGAGUAAACAUUCCGGGGUUCCAUCCUGUAUUUGGUUUUUCGGAUCGGGGUAUUUUGGCGUCAUCCUCGAGUAAAAAGAAGCGUGACACCGAAGAUGCUGAAGAUCGCGAAGCAGAGAGCUCUAAAAAGCUUCGUGUUUGA
Messenger RNA from Acaulospora morrowiae, 2097 nucleotides. NCBI's taxonomy places the organism in Eukaryota, Fungi, Glomeromycota, Glomeromycetes, Diversisporales, Acaulosporaceae. The record is from the annotation of a GenBank genome assembly.